Molecule: messenger RNA, 288 nt
Organism: Monoraphidium neglectum
Lineage: Eukaryota; Viridiplantae; Chlorophyta; Chlorophyceae; Sphaeropleales; Selenastraceae
Exons: 2
Coding region: 1-288 (95 amino acids)
Source: RefSeq, a predicted model, not a curated record
AUGACAGUGCCCACCAGCGCAGGGGCUCCAGCAGCUCAUCAACACAGCCAGCAGCAGCAGCAGCAGCAGCAGCAGCAGCAGCAGCAGCAGCAGCAGCAGCAGCAGCAGCAGCAGCAGCAGCAGCAGCAGCAGCAGCAGCAGCAGCAGCAGCAGCAGCAGAUAAGCACGUUUCGCACACCGGGACGAACCUGGUCAAAGACGAUGACACUGUCGGGGGGAGGGGCAGGGUGGGCAGGCGCAAGGGUUGGGACCGAGUGGCAUUAUGUGCGGGUCAAAGUGGCCUGCUGA